AUGGCGCCGAAAGCUAUCCGGAAAGCCAUUCCGUCUAAAAACGGUGGAUUUGCAGCAGUGAAAGAUUUUGUAGCUGACUUUUACAAAAAUCCUAUGAAAUGGUAAGCGUAUUGAAGCUUAUGUAAUCGUUAUUUUCUCUUUAUCUAGUGAUGUGACCGUAAGAAACGGCUUGAAGUAAUAAGCAAGGAAUGUUCACGAGGAAAGCACGUUUUGUGGUCGAGCUAUGUGCGUCUCCGGCCUGUUUUGUUUGAGUGGGUUUUGCGGGUCACGACGCGGCCAUUAUCACGCGACCUGGAUAAGGGCCGAACUUUUGGUUGAAUAGCGUGUAAGGAAAAUGUUAAAUUAUAUGUAAUUUUGACGAUGGGUAAUUGUCAAAUUUCUCCAUUUUGAAUUGCGGAUGACUGAGCGGUGCGAUGUAUUCUUUGAUAAAUCUUUUAAAUCGCAUCUUUUUCCCAGCCAAUGAGAAAGCAACACUUAAACAAAACAGCCGAUCAGAUUUCAGAUUUCCAGCCAAUGAGAAAGCAACAUUGAAACAAAAUAGCCAAUCAAAUUUCAAGGCUUGUUCUUGGAAGGCCAGCAUGAUCACCAAGGGCACUAUGCCAUCCUGGAAGCAGGGGGGUGGGGAGGGGGUGUGAAAGGUGAAGUCUCUCUUUCUCCUUCUUACCAUUUAAAACUAGGGUAAUCUUUUGUGUAAGCCAGAAAUGGAUCGUAUUCUUGGUCCCUGAUGUAUAAAGGUCACAUGACAUGCACUACUUUAUCUGCCAGUAGUGUGAUCUAACUUUUGAACAACCAGGGCCAGGAGUAUUGAUAUUCCUUAAAUGGGGAUGAUGGAACAAGACUUCAGUUACAUGAGGGAAGAUGUGAGGGAGGCUAAGUGGUAGGUUUCAGAGGUGGAAGUUUCUGGAUGUGAGGUCAUGUUUUUUUGGCCAACCCCACCCCCUCCCCUUUCAUAAAACCAGCAUGGUUGGAAAGGACACCAUUUAUUCCAAGAUUGGAGGGGAGGGCAUUCCAUUUUCCCUUACAUUGUUUUUAGGUAAAAAGUCUUUCUAUAAUGCAUUAAGAACUAAGAACUUGCUGCCUCUCAUUGAUUCCACAAAGAUUUUCAUUUGUUUUUUUUUUUUAACAAGCUGAGUUAAUAUCAGAAAAUACAUCUCACUCCUAUUCUUUUCCUUAUUCAAGGCAGCUGAUAAAACACACUGCAAUAUUCAUCCUAGCUGUGGCAGCUGCAAGAGAACUUUCAGACAUUGAUCUCAUGGCCCCUGUUCCUCCUCCUUCAUAG
Messenger RNA from Pocillopora meandrina, 1279 nucleotides. NCBI's taxonomy places the organism in Eukaryota, Metazoa, Cnidaria, Anthozoa, Scleractinia, Pocilloporidae. The record is from the annotation of a GenBank genome assembly.